CUCCUCCUGCGGUCGACAAACUGAAAAACCCUAGAAGCAGCGUCUCUAUAAGUGUAGGUCGGGGACCGUAACAUUUCUCUCUCACCCCGUCAAAAAUGUCGAAGCGAGGACGUGGAGGUACAUCGGGCAACAAGUUCAGGAUGUCACUGGGUCUGCCGGUGGCAGCCACCGUGAACUGCGCCGACAACACCGGCGCCAAGAACCUUUACAUAAUUUCAGUGAAGGGUAUAAAGGGCCGGCUCAACCGGUUGCCUUCCGCCUGUGUCGGUGACAUGGUGAUGGCUACAGUCAAGAAGGGUAAGCCUGACCUCAGGAAGAAGGUUCUUCCCGCCGUCAUCGUUAGGCAGCGCAAGCCAUGGCGCAGAAAGGACGGUGUCUACAUGUACUUCGAAGAUAAUGCCGGAGUCAUUGUGAACCCCAAGGGAGAAAUGAAAGGUUCCGCCAUCACUGGACCCAUUGGAAAGGAAUGCGCCGAUCUCUGGCCGAGGAUUGCAAGUGCUGCCAAUGCCAUCGUUUAAACUUACUAUCAGAUUUUCCCUUUCUUUUUAUUUGAGACUCGGGAUUUUUGGUUGGAGUUCAAUCUGUAUUUUGAGCAUCAGACCUCUGGUUUUGGUCACUAUCAGAUUUUCUGGGCUUUGGUAGAUUUUCGUUCCUUCA
Molecule: messenger RNA, 657 nt
Organism: Tarenaya hassleriana
Lineage: Eukaryota; Viridiplantae; Streptophyta; Magnoliopsida; Brassicales; Cleomaceae
Product: 60S ribosomal protein L23-like
Exons: 4
Coding region: 96-518 (140 amino acids)
Biological process (GO): translation
Cellular component (GO): ribosome; cytosolic large ribosomal subunit
Molecular function (GO): large ribosomal subunit rRNA binding; structural constituent of ribosome
Source: RefSeq, a predicted model, not a curated record